CCCGUAUAAAUUCGUCCCUGCUUUUGAAUCGAACCAUCUAUAUAAUAUUUGAAUCUUUUUUUUUUUUUCAAGAAUGAUGUGUGUAUAAUAGAUAAUUCUAAUCACUCUGAACCUAUUAAUCUAGAUUAUGAAAUUGAAGGUUGUAUGCCUUUUAUUGACAUUAUACUCAACUGUAGCUUUCUUGUGGAUUUGAUUUCUACUUCAGUGGCGGAUGCAGCACUUCGACUGCAGGGUCUGUAGAGGCACUUGAUUCUGUUUGGAAUGGCGGGUGGCAACAGAAUGCAGCCCGUGCUGCCUAAAACCCUUAAAAAUGUUGAUCCAAGGAGAAGAAGACUUCGCCGACAUAAGAGUGCUCCUAUGGCGGAAUUUGUUCCUGGAGAAAUGAAUGACACAAAGGACAACCAAUCACUCCCACGUUACGAAUCAAUAUUGGAUAAACUCCAUCCGAGUUUUAGGAGAGUCAUUCUUUACUUGGUUAUAUAUGUGACUAUUGGUACCACGUGCUUUUACUUUGUUCAGAACCAGAUCAAGGGAAAGAAAGUAAAUGGGGUACUUGAUUCUGUUUACUUUUGUGUUGUGACAAUGACCACUGUCGGAUACGGAGACCUCGUGCCUGACAGUGCAACUGCUAAACUGCUUGCUUCUUUCUUUGUUUUCUCCGGAAUGGCAUUUGGCGGAAUGGUUCUUAACAAAGGAGCAGACUAUUUAGUGGAGAAACAGGAAAAACUAUUAAUUAAAGCAAUGCAUAUGCGUGAUAAAGCUGGUCCGAGUGAAAUUGUGGAGGAAAUCAAAACAAACAAAGUAAGGGACAAGUGCAUCCUCAUAACGGCCUCUCUCAUGGUGCUAAUAGUUGUUGGAACGGUGUUCCUUGCCAAGGUAGAAAAGUUAAGUACUAUUGAGGCAUUUUAUUGUGUCUGUUCUACCAUCACAACGCUAGGAUAUGGAGACAAAAGCUUCUCAACUAAAGUGGGGCGUGUUUUUGCUAUAUUCUGGAUUUUGACUGGAACCAUAUGUGUGGCUCUGUUCUUUCUUUAUGCUGCUGAAUUUAACACAGAAAGGAGACAGAAGGAUCUGGUGAAAUGGGUUCUUACAAGAAGGAUGACAAAUGUGGACUUGGAAGAAGCUGAUCUUGAUAAUGAUGGGGUUGUAGGGGCUGCUGAAUUUGUGGUUUAUAAACUUAAGGAGAUGGGGAAGAUCAACCAAGACGACAUAUCACUUUUGUUGGAUGAGUUUGAAAGUCUUGAUAUCGAUCAAUCUGGAACUUUGUCAACCGCAGAUUUGACACUUGCCCAAUCAUCUUGAAUUGGAAUACGAUUUCAGUACUGCCUAAAAUUCCAUGUUCAGCUACGGUGUUACCCUGUUUCCACGAGCUUUUGUGAGUCUUUCUUGGACCAGUAUGUUCUUUACCACACCUGCAGAGCCGCAUUGAGUCUGGAACGCUAUUUCCUCGUAUCUUGAGUGUUUUUGUACAAGUAAUUAGUCAUUUCCAUCCUAAUUUAGCACCCGAGCGAUUAUCACACUAUCCAGUUCAUAGAAUGCACUAUAUACAUGCAGCGUAAAAGUACAGUUAUUGUGGCUUUGCUGGUGGGCUACUUAACUUGGUAAUUGUAAUCUGAUUUGAGCUUCUCCUAAAUGUUUACAAAAACCGUGAAGUGCCUUUUUUUGGUGGAACUUGUAAGCCGCUGAGCCAUUUGAUGUUUCAAUAUACGAGUGAUGUAGAUUUACGGA
Lycium barbarum (goji berry) is the source of this 1728-nucleotide messenger RNA. Its product is annotated as two-pore potassium channel 1-like. Gene Ontology annotation, cellular component: plant-type vacuole membrane. The record is from RefSeq and is a predicted model, not a curated record. Gene Ontology annotation, biological process: potassium ion transmembrane transport; stabilization of membrane potential. Lineage: Eukaryota; Viridiplantae; Streptophyta; Magnoliopsida; Solanales; Solanaceae. Gene Ontology annotation, molecular function: potassium ion leak channel activity. The transcript has 3 exons. The coding region runs from base 262 to 1302 and encodes 346 amino acids.